CUAACUCAGACGCGUCCUACUCAUCAUCCACCUCAAUUAACCCUCGCCAAUCCUCCAAAUCCCAUCCCCAAAACGAGUACCGAAUCACGUCGCUCGUCGUCCAGCAGCUUCAAGAACAGAAAACGAAGAGAAGAAAUGUCGCUGUGGGUUGAUAAACACCGGCCAAAGUCGCUCGACGCGCUUUCAUACCAUCCAGAGCUCUCGACGCGUCUUUCGUCACUGGCCGCCAGCGGGGACUUUCCUCACCUUUUAGUCUACGGCCCCUCCGGCGCCGGCAAAAAGACGCGCAUAGUAGCGACGCUGAAAGAGCUCUACGGGCCGGGGGUGAACAAGAUCAAGAUCGACUCGCGCGUGUUUGUGACGCCGAGCAACCGCAAGCUCGAGUUUAAUGUCGUGUCGAGCAUAUAUCACAUGGAGAUCACGCCGAGCGAUAUGGGGAAUAACGAUCGGAUUAUCAUCCAGGAGUUGUUGAAAGAGGUUGCGCAGACACAGCAGGUCGAUCUGUCUGCGAAGCAGCGGUUUAAAGUCGUCGUAAUCAAUGAAGCAGACUCACUCACCCGAGACGCCCAAGCAGCGCUCCGCAGGACAAUGGAGAAAUACUCCCCGAACCUCCGCCUGAUCCUCCUCGCAAACUCGACCUCAAACAUAAUCGCGCCCAUCCGCUCGCGCACCUUGCUCGUCCGCGUCGCGGCGCCGUCGUAUGACGAUAUCUCCAGCAUCCUUUUCGCUGUUGCGAAAAAGGAGCGCGUGGCGCUGCCGCCGGCGUUGGCGGAGCGGAUCGCGCUUGAGAGCGGGAGGAAUUUGCGGCGGGCGCUGUUGACUCUCGAAUCCCUCUAUGCACAAAACGACUCUCUCGCCCCAGACACCCAAAUCCCCACUCCAGACUGGGAAGUCGUCGUCACCUCGAUCGCAGACGACCUCAUCAAAGACCACAGCGCGCCCGCGCUGCUCAAGAUCCGCGCAAAGUUCUACGACCUGCUCGCGCACUGCAUACCCGCCGAUCUCGUGCUCAAGACGCUCGUGUUUAAAUUGCUGGCAAAGGUUGAUGCCGAGCUGAAGCCUGAGGUUGUUUAUUGGGCGGCGUUUUAUGAACAUCGUAUACAUAUGGGAAGUAAAGUGAUCUUCCACCUCGAAGCCUUCGCCGCCAAAUUCAUGCGCAUAUACGAAAUCUACCUCCAAGCAAUGAUGGACAACUAAUUCAAGCAAGAUACUAGAGAAAUUUAUAAUCUACAUCAAUUGAGAAAGAUAGAAUAAAAUAAAUAGAUCUAGCGGUAUACUACACAAACUAACCUUUCACUGCAUAAACUUCCCA
Messenger RNA from Myxozyma melibiosi, 1312 nucleotides. RefSeq names its product P-loop containing nucleoside triphosphate hydrolase protein. Gene Ontology annotation, molecular function: ATP hydrolysis activity; DNA binding; DNA clamp loader activity. The coding region runs from base 136 to 1197 and encodes 353 amino acids. The record is from RefSeq and is a predicted model, not a curated record. Gene Ontology annotation, cellular component: Ctf18 RFC-like complex; DNA replication factor C complex; Rad17 RFC-like complex. NCBI's taxonomy places the organism in Eukaryota, Fungi, Ascomycota, Lipomycetes, Lipomycetales, Lipomycetaceae. Gene Ontology annotation, biological process: DNA-templated DNA replication; DNA repair. The transcript has 6 exons.